GCCGGGGACAGGCAGGGAGCGGGUCCUGCUGCUCCCAGCGCCCUGCGGUGCCGGGAAGUGGGGGGCAGGCUCCCUGGUCUAGUUUGUCCCGUUCCCCGCAGGAAAGAGCAGAAAGCCGGCCCAGGAGGGAGAGGCCAGAGCCGGUCUGCAUUGGAGUCAGUGCUGCGGGGAUCCCCUCCAGCAGGACAGGCACCGGCUGAUGCUGAGGUCUCUGGUACGUCGAGACAUCAUGAUCAAGGCUUCGAUGAGCUCUGGGAAGGUGACUCUCUUCCACCAGGAUCCACGGAGUGGGGUCACCUAUCGGAUCCCCGCACUGCUGUAUAUCCCCACAGACACGCUCCUGGCAUUCGCAGAGAAGCGCUCCUCUGCCAGGGACGAGGACGCUGAGUACCUGGUGCUGAGACGAGGUCGGAAGACAGGGACUUCGGUCGAGUGGGGGCCCAGGGAGCCCUUGAGGAGCGCAGAGUUACCGGGUCACCGCACGAUGAACCCCUGCCCGGUGUACGAGCGGAAGAGUCAGACUGUUUUCCUGUUCUUCAUCUGCGUGAGGAAGCACGUCACAGAGCAAUGGCAGAUCCGCACCGGGCAGAACGCCGCCCGGCUGUGCUACGUCUGCAGCGGAGACGCCGGCCAGACCUGGAGCUCGUUGACAGACUUGACGGAGCAGGUGAUUGGGGAAGACUUGAAGGACUGGGCCACGUUUGCGGUGGGGCCGGGGCACGGGGUGCAGCUCAGCUCCGGACGGCUGGUGAUCCCGGCUUAUACCUUCCACAUUACCGCUCGCUGCUGCCGCCUGCCACUGCCCUGCUGGACCUUGCCCCGGGCCUUGGUCUUUUACAGUGACGACGGCGGGCAGCGCUGGCACAAGGGUGAGCUGAUUAAGGGCAUGAAGACGGGGGAGUGCCAGGUGGCCGAGGUGGCGUGCCAGGCCUGUGACCCCGUGUUGUACUGCAAUGCCCGCACCCUCUGCCGGUGCCGGGCAGCGGCGCUCAGCACAGACCAGGGGCUGACAUUCGAGAGCCCCUCCUCAUGCAAGAAGCUGUGCGAGCCGCCUCACGGCUGCCAGGGCAGCGUGGUGAGCUUCACGCCGACAGCAGGGCUUCUAGAGGCUGAUGGCAUGGAAGGGCCAGAUGCCCCAGCCUACGAGACGACCUGCCCAUUGAACGCCAUCCGCAGAAACACCGUGUCGUGGCUGCUUUAUUCCCACCCAAUGAGUAAACACAAGCGGGUCAAUCUUGGCAUCUACCUCAACCGGUCCCCGUUGAAUGAGGCGAAGUGGGAACACCCCUGGCUCCUGUACAAAGGGCCGUGCGGUUACUCGGACCUGGCCGUGUUACAGGAGGCGCCAGCGCCGCUCUUGUUCGGCUGCCUGUUUGAGUGCGGGGUGAAUCAUGCGUGUGAGGAGAUCGCCUUCCAGCUCUUCUGCUUUGAGGAUCCUCAAAGCUAAAAUCCGCUGUGACAGCUGUGCUGCUGGGGGUGCUGUCCUAAGGUCCCUGUAAGCUGCGUAGCUGCGCUGCAGCCUAUUGAGCGCCACACAGGCACUUGGAAAACCGGCCUGGCAGGGACCUGCCACGGCUGGGGAACGGCCGCCCCUCCCCCAGCCCUGCCACCGCUGAAGGAGGGGCGCCGCUCCCCCGGCCCGAACUCAGCCUGGACUUGCCGCAGCGGGGAGAGGCGCUUCUCCCAGCCCAGGUGCUGCUGUGAGGAGAGAGAGCUGGAGGGAAUCCUCUCUCCCCGCCAUAGCCCUGGGGCAGCCUGCACCCCAAACCCCUCAUCCCUGGCCCCACCCCCGAAGCCGCACCCCCAGCUGGAGCCUUCACCCCCCCUCCCCUGACCCUCUGACCCAACCCUGAGCCCCCUUCUACACUCUGAACCCCUCAGCCCCACCCCCACCACAUGAAUUUUGUUAUGUGCACCAAUAUGAAGGUGCUGUGCCUCCAUAUUGGUGCACAUAACAAAAUUCAUUCCGCACAUGGGUGGGAAAAGUUAGCGUGAACACUGGUGCAGUCUUAUUAAAGGUGAUACUAAGGACAUGAUCACUGAAGAUCCCAUGUUUGCAGGAGUUGUAGCUUAGCAUCUUGGCCAUUUCUCAGUUCAGGGAACCAUCCGAGCAGUUUCCUUAAAGCGUUCUUUGCAGUGUCAGCUGGAGAAGUUGUUCAAGUAUUUCCUCUCCUUGGGCACAUCCCGGUGUACCUGGUGUGUGGGUGAGUGAGCUGUCUCUUCAUUCGCUCUGUAAACUGCUCCAGGAGCAUACACAUCCCUCCCUUCAUAAAUCAGCACCACAGCGUCGCUUCUGCCCUGGGGAGCAAGCAGGCACCAGCUUGGAGGCAGACGCCGACGCUACUCUACAUCAUGUCUGUGCAUGUCACCCCCAAGCCGUGCAGCAUCUCUGCUGUGUUGCUGAUGUGCUAGAGACCCCAGGUUAACCUCUGGCUCUCCCUCCUGAAAAUAGUUCUAGAAAGCCCUGUGGUGUAGUGUCUGUGGUGCUGGUUUGAGACUUGGGGGACCUGGGUUCUGCUCCUGGCUCUGCUGCUGAACUCCUGGGUGACCUUGGGCAAAUCACUUUGCUUCUCUGUGCCUCAGUUUCCCCUUCCACCCUUUGUCAUGUCUGUUUAAACUGUCAGCUCCUUGGAGCACAGCCUGUCUCUUACCAUGUGUCUGUACAACAAAUGGGGCUCUGAUCUCAGUUAGGGCCUCUUGGUACUACUGGAAAAUCAGUAAGUAACAGUAUUAUAAAAUAUAUAGUAUUAUAAAAGUAAUAUAUUUAUAAACAGUUACC
Molecule: messenger RNA, 2779 nt
Organism: Malaclemys terrapin pileata
Lineage: Eukaryota; Metazoa; Chordata; Testudines; Emydidae
Product: sialidase-3-like
Exons: 4
Coding region: 200-1447 (415 amino acids)
Biological process (GO): oligosaccharide catabolic process; ganglioside catabolic process
Cellular component (GO): cytoplasm; lysosome; membrane
Molecular function (GO): exo-alpha-sialidase activity
Source: RefSeq, a predicted model, not a curated record